This is a messenger RNA of Elaeis guineensis (African oil palm), 1021 nucleotides long. Lineage: Eukaryota; Viridiplantae; Streptophyta; Magnoliopsida; Arecales; Arecaceae. The record is from RefSeq and is a predicted model, not a curated record.
CAUCCUCUGAUGCCAUAUGCUACUAGAGUAUCCAAGAGAAAAAGGAACAAUGUUGGUGGUGGAAGGAGAGGGAGAGAGGAGGGCUUACAACGAGCCGGUAAGCCCGACCGGCCAAUACUUCAAUAGCUCGGUGCUGUCCAUCUGCAUCCUGGCGGUGUUCGAGUCCGAUAUUCCUAUCGAUGACUCCCCAACCAUGUCGACACUGGAGAAUUUGUUCUUGCCGGUGAACCCUCGUUUCUCCUCCAUCAUGGUACCUUCUCUGCUCUCUACCAGGCUAGACACCUAUGCUGUUGACUAUGUUCUUUCUGACUCUAGGGCUGUGUUAAUUAAUCUCUUCCAAGUUGUGUAUAGGAGGCCAGUCAACUUGGCUACUAUCCAGUCCCAAGCUGCUGCUUUGUACAUACAUACAACACUAAGGAAAACAACCAUGACGAUCUCGAACUUGACCGGACCAAUUGAGCAAAUGAUCAUUGCUGGACAUCCAGUUAGGAGUUUCCAUUUUAUGGUAGUCGGAGUCCCACAGAGCCUUACCAUAUCUGUCAUAAGCUACGCGGGCAAGUUGAAGGUGGCUAUGGGAGGAGAGAGAGGCUUCAUAGAUUCGGAGCUUUUGAUCUUAAACCUGAAGAAGUCGUUUGAGAGGAUCUUUGAAGCAGCAAUGGGCAAGAGAACUUAAACAGGCUUUUCUACAGAUAGAACAGAUCUUUACAAUUGCCGCUUCGAGAUUAAUUAAUGGUUGCUUGAUUCUUCAAUCACUGAUGAGAGGAUUAAACAGAAUUGUGCAGAAAGAAAUAAGCAUCAAGGCUGAUUCCUGGUGUAACACCCUACAUUUUAACACCCAGAAACUUUCCUGUGCGCGGAUCUUGAUAUGUCAAUGAACGGCAGAUGUGUGACCGUGACAAUUUAUUUUUGAUUCCAACAUUAUAUCUCCAGUUGGAUGGUUGUAAAAUGCACAGUGCAACACGAAUAUUCGAUCUACCCUGAACAAUAAUUUAUCGUUCUCAAUUCUGAGUUCAAAGAAAAA